Oldenlandia corymbosa var. corymbosa is the source of this 1689-nucleotide messenger RNA. The record is from the annotation of a GenBank genome assembly. NCBI's taxonomy places the organism in Eukaryota, Viridiplantae, Streptophyta, Magnoliopsida, Gentianales, Rubiaceae.
AUGGCUCCUGAACUAAAACCAGUCAAGGCUGUUGUUGCUUCUUCUCAUGUUGCUAAAGGUGUCAAUACUCCUGUAUCACCAACCAAAGAUGUUGAUGAUGGAAACGUCACUGCUCGAUCUGAUCCUGCUAUUAUUUCAUCUGCAAGUGAAACUUUUGCCCUCGAUGUUCCAAUAGUUAACAUUGUUGUAUCUCCAACCAAUUAUGCUGAUUAUGGAAACGCCACUGUUCCAUCUGAUGCUGCUAUUAAUCCAUCUGUAAAUGUUGCUCCUGCCCCAACUGUUCCAAUUCUUGUAGCACAGAGGUACAUUGCUGACAUCAAUGGCCUCAUUCAUACAAAAAGCAUCCCUUUCAUCAUUGUUGUUCGUGUUAUGACACUAUGCAAAGUUCCAGAAAGUUCAAAGAGCAACAAAGUUAAUCCGAUGGAGAUGCCGCUGGUUGAUGCUCAUGGUAGUAAAAUUCAGGCUACCAUACUUGGUCGAUAUGUGAAAGAUUUCGUGGAUUUCUUCAGAGAAGGUUGUAUAAGAAGGCUGUCACGAUUUAAUCAUGCUCUGAACAUAAGUGGUGGAUUCCGAUGUGCUAAACACGAGUACAAAAUUGUAUUCGAAUCAAACACAUUAGUUGACUCUGUGAUUGAUUUUGACAUUGACAUUCCCUUUCAUGUCUUUGAGUUUACACCCUUUGCAGAAGUGACGAAUUUCGUGGCUAACUUUGAUUAUUGUUUUGAUCUGAUAGGACACCUUAUUGCAUACAGCGAUCCUAUUGUUGACUACGGCAAAAAGAGAAUUUCUGUGGAGCUUGAAGAUGAAAGGGCUGACAUGCUUAAGUGCAAGAAGUAUUACUCAAAAGCUUCUGUCACUACAAACCUGUUGAAUGGCAUAAUUUAUCUUGCUGAUAUGACCAUGCCUGACAUUUCUGGUUAUAAAGACAGAGCAUUUGAUGAUGAAAUCAAACAAGCAAGCAUUCAAAAAAUAUCCCUGAUGUCAUCUAUAUCUAGAUACACAACUUAUGAAGAUUUCAUAAGUGGCACAAGCCUGUUAUCAUUGACUGACAUUGAAGACGUGGAUGAGCCUGGCUAUGUUGUGAUUUUUGCUAAAAUCACUGGAUUAACAAAAGAGUUUGAUUGGCCAUAUAUAAGUUGCAGAGAUUGCAACAAAAAGUCGAAGAAAUUGAGAAUGUUCAAACUUCAGGUGUAUGUCAGGGAUGAUUCUGGAAGCAGAAUCGUGACAUUGUGGGACAUGAUGGUGUACAAUUUCAUCAAUAAGACUGCUAAAAAUCUACGUGAGCAGGAGGGGAAGGACUACCCUAAAGUAUUGGAUGAAUUGGUUGGAAAGAAAUGUCUGUUCAAGCUGGAUGUGUCCAAUUUCAACAUACAGAAUAGUAACCGUGAGAUCUCAGCAAUAUCCAGUACAUUUUACUUUAUGCAAACUAAAUAUCAGGAAAUUGAUCCUGAGAUGAGUACAGAAUUUUACCAAAAUUUAACACCUACUCAGGAUAGCACUGGUAAGACUGCCAUUUCCUGCACUGAUGACGCAUAUAUGGGAUUUUCGGGAGAUGACAUGGCAGACAGUCCUCCUCCAAAGAAUAAGAUAGCAGCAAGUGGCUAUGAAGAGUGUCAAAUCCAAUGCCAACAAGCGUGCCAGGAAGCUGUGAUGAUGAUAAAGUCAGAGUCAAUUUUCUAUUUCAGAUAA